AUGCCCCAGCAAGCAUAUCCCACUUGCCAACUACGAGCACUCGGCUGUGCAACGUCAUCAUCAAGUAUUGCAAAAAUGGAAACGAAUAGUCAUUUGCGAAGUGUGGAAAAUGGGCGAUCUCGCUGGCCUCUGGGAAAUUCGGAGCUGAAAAAUUACAAUAAUUUGGUUCUUAAUUCAAAUGUAGAGCUGAAAAAUUACAAUAAUUUGGUCCUUAAUUCAAAUGUAGAGCUGAAACAUUACAAUAAUUUGGUCCUUAAUUCAAAUGUAGAGCUGAAAAAUUACAAUCUUUUGGUCCUCAAUUCAAAUGUAGAGCUGAAAAAUUACAAUCCCUUGGUCCUUAAUUCAAAUGCAGAGCUAAAAAAUUACAAUCCCUUGGUCCUUAAUUCAAAUGCAGAGCUGAAAAAUUACAAUAAUUUGGUUCUUUAUUCAAAUGUAGAGCUGAAAAAUUACAAUAAUUUGGUUCUUAAUUCAAAUGUAGAGCUGAAAAUUUACAAUAAUUUGGUCCUUAAUUCGAAUGUAGAGCUGAAACAUUACAAUAAUUUGGUCCUUAAUUCAAAUGUAGAGCUGAAAAAUUACAAUCUUUUGGUCCUCAAUUCAAAUGUAGAGGUGAAAAAUUACAAUCCCUUGGUCCUUAAUUCAAAUGCAGAACUAAAAAAUUACAAUCCCUUGGUCUUUCAUUAA
Messenger RNA from Macrobrachium nipponense, 681 nucleotides. RefSeq names its product probable serine/threonine-protein kinase DDB_G0284491. The record is from RefSeq and is a predicted model, not a curated record. The transcript has 2 exons. The coding region runs from base 1 to 681 and encodes 226 amino acids. Lineage: Eukaryota; Metazoa; Arthropoda; Malacostraca; Decapoda; Palaemonidae.